AACUGUUUGAACGAACCGAUUCUCUUUUAUGAGUCAGACUCACGUCUCUCACGUAAAAGGUCAAAGGCAGCAUGGGAAAUGUUGUUCACGUGUUCAAAUGUAGUCAAGAUGCAUAAAAAUCGUUAAACACAGGCGCCAAGGACAACCUUCAUUGUAAACAAGUUGCAGUGUGAGUGUUGCAGCUCGAGAAAUAAUUUUAAUAUCAACAGACAAAUCUACAAAAAAGACUGGAAUGAAAAGGAUACACAUCGACAAAAAUGCAACCAAUGCAGUGGAGGCCUAUUUAGAAUACAAAAGGAUUGUUGGGGAAGAUGACGGAGGGAGGCUGUUUUCAGAGGAAGAGUACAAGAAAUACAAAGAGACAGUGGUGCCAAGAAGAAUGCAAAACCGUCUGUAUGUUAGUUUUGGGGUCCCGGGACACAUAGACUGCAAACUGAUUGGACCAGAGACACCUUGCUUCUGUACACACGGGUAUAAACAACAUUGCACAGACUUUGAGGAGCUGCCAAAGGAAAGGCCUAUACUCUUGCCUUGUAGGGUCAAAGGUUGUCAGUGUGUGUCCUAUGAAUACGUUCAUAUCAGCGGCUCUAAACCAGUACGCUGUCAAUGCAAACACACAACCAGUGAACACAGUGAAGCUGUAGCCCAUCAGUGCAAAAAAUGCACUCACUGCACUGGCUAUCGGAGUCCAUUCACCUGCGGAUGUGGUCAGCCUGGAUAUGCCCAUGUGACGCUGGUUGAAACCACGGAAGAGCGCAUGGCACGGGGGCGUCCGGUGGGAAGAGCUGUUCCGUAUGCGGCUAUGGGAGGUUUAACUGGGUUCAGCUCACUGGUGGACGGCUACCUGAGACUGGAUCCAAGUGGCGUAGGCAAUACAUGUAAACAGCACACAGAAUAGGCUAUGUGUCACCUGACAGUGGUGCCACAACAAACAGAAUGUUAGCAUUAGCUUAGCACACACCUUUAGAUUCAACAUUAUGCUUGUUUAAUUAUCUUACAUUUUAUGCUUUCUGUUUUGCCUGAGAAAGAAUUCUUAAUAUUUGUCUGGUGGUCCAUUGCUUAAUUACAGUAAUUUUUUUUUUUACAGUGUGUAUUUUUUAAUCAUAACAUUAAUAUAAAUGUAUUUAUGGUAGAUGCAUACUGUAUUAUACAGUAUAAUAAUAUUAACAUUAAUAAAAUUACUAAAUAAAUAGAAAUAACCUCAUACUGAUAUUAAGAUUAAUAAUUGAUUGAAAAUAAGCAGACCUAAUUAAGACACAUUAAAAAUACAUAAAAUCAAGAUUUUUUUUUCCGUUUUUAUUAAGUAAUAAUAAUUUCAUUGAAUUAAUUCUCAGUGCUUCAUAAAUACAUUUUUUAUUAAUAACUGUAAUAAUUGAAUACAUUUAAUUAUCAUUUUAUUUACUUUUUUAUUUAGUAUUAAGAAUUUCGUUGAGUUAAUUGUCAAUGCUUCAUGCCCCAUACAAAAUAUUUAAACAAAAAUACAUAUUUAUUAAAAAUACUCAUGUCAUUCAGGUAUCUGACAGAAUAAAGAUUUUGGGUUAAAAUGUAUAUCAAUAUAAAAGGAAUUUAAAAGGUACAUAUUAUGCCUGUAACUUUUUACCAUUUCUUUUUAUUAACCGUUUUUAUUGGACAAUUUUUAAUUAUCCUUUUUAAAUUUCGCUUACAGCAUAAAAUUAUAUAUGUUUAAAUUGGUAAAAUUACUGAUAUAGUUUCCAGUUUUGACCAGCAGAGGUCAGUAGUGAUACACAUGCCUCUGCUUCACUUCACCAGCAUUGACUUGACUGUGUGUGAGAGAUGUGUCUUUGUUUUCAAUGAAUUGGCUUUAAAUUGCUCCUCUCUACUUGCUAAUGUUCAGAACAAUAAUAGCAAUUAAAGAACGUAAUUAAAAGAGUGUUUGUGCUCUAUCUAUGAGACACAGAGGGCUGCGUGCUCUGUGAACUCCGCAGGCUCUGUGGCUCACAUUCAAUCGCUUUCUGUUCGAGAAGCAGAAAGAAAGAAGAAACAAUUUCACCCCUAAUCAUUGGUACAGUUCCACUAGAAUGCUUUGCUGCAUGUGCUGGGCAAGACUAGCUCUGUCUUCCACUGUGCGUGUGUGUGUGUGUGUUUUGAAUCUCAGAAUAUGUUUGAAUGUGCUGCUCUGUUUUUGUAUUUGUGAAUGUUUCAUGACUCAUCCUAAGCUCCUCAAGAUUCCAUUAGAUCGGAUUCGUUACGACUUCCUCUUUAUAUGUUCAUACACUCUUCCUCUGUUCUGAUAUGCAUCUCCACUCAAUUGCUCUCGAGAACAUCUGUCUGUCUCAUGAAAUGCGCAAAAGCGAGUGUGUGUGACCUGUGAGACUUGCCUUUGGUGA
Molecule: messenger RNA, 2348 nt
Organism: Cyprinus carpio (common carp)
Lineage: Eukaryota; Metazoa; Chordata; Actinopteri; Cypriniformes; Cyprinidae
Product: protein FAM221A-like
Source: RefSeq, a predicted model, not a curated record